Molecule: messenger RNA, 1993 nt
Organism: Ipomoea nil (Japanese morning glory)
Lineage: Eukaryota; Viridiplantae; Streptophyta; Magnoliopsida; Solanales; Convolvulaceae
Product: transcription factor TCP4-like
Exons: 1
Coding region: 488-1498 (336 amino acids)
Biological process (GO): regulation of secondary shoot formation
Cellular component (GO): nucleus
Molecular function (GO): DNA-binding transcription factor activity; sequence-specific DNA binding
Source: RefSeq, a predicted model, not a curated record
CCAAACAUCCAUUUUAGUUUUGCCCAAGUAACAUCAUAUAUCCAUCAUGGGAUGGGAAUGGGAUGAUACUAUAACUAUCAUAUAAAUGGGUUCUUGAAUCUCGUUGCCACAACCAUUUCUGGCUUUCUGCACUGUUCUCAGCUCUCUUUAUUUAUAGCAGAUAAAGAAAAGCUUAAAGUAGCAACAAAAGCUGUGCAAAAGAUCAGACAGAGAGAGAUGGGUUAGUGGUUUUUGUGGGUGGGAUUUGAGUUUUUGGGUUUAUGGUGAUGGAAGUUGAAUGGAAGGGAGAAGAAGAAGAGCGAAAGUGGUAAAGGGGAAAGAGGAGAGUGAGUCAUCAAGAUUCUGAGUCUGGAUCCUCGGAAGAAUCACCGCCGCCGCCGCCAUCAAGAACCACCAUCAUCAUCAGCUGUUCCAUGGGAGAUUAGGAGAAACGCCGCCGCCUUUUGCAGAGGAGAACGUGGUCGAACAUGCAAAAUUGGAGGAAAAUAUGGGAGAGAAUGAGAAUGAGCGGAGUUGGUCGAGAUUGGGAGUUGUGAAGAACGCCGCCGCCUUCGCCGGCGGGCACAUUGUGCGGUCCACGGGGAAGAAAGACCGUCACAGUAAGGUUUGCACGGCGAAAGGCCCCAGGGACCGCCGCGUUCGCCUCUCCGCUCACACCGCAAUUCAAUUCUACGACGUACAGGACCGGCUUGGGUACGACCGCCCCAGCAAGGCCGUCGACUGGCUCAUCAACAAGGCCAAGCCCGCCAUUGAUGAGCUCGCUCAACUUCCCGCCUGGAAACCCAUCCUCCACCACGGGGAAGACGCGAAUAAUAAUUUCUUAAACACUAACACUAGUGUUGUUGCAGGGCCGUCUUCUUGUAAAGUGACAGUGGGGGGGAAUCACAAUCAGAAUCAUGGCUCCAGCUUUUUGGCCACCACUUCCAUGGAUUCUGAUACAUUAAUAAAGAGCUUCUUCCCCAUGGACCCUAAUUCUUCUGCUAAUGCUAUGCACUCCCAUAGCCAAGAUUUAAGGCUGUCUUUACAGUCGUUCCAAGAUCCUACUAUCCAUGGAGAAGCACAACACUUUUUCACCGGAGCCGCCGCAACACAGCUGGGGUUCAAUGCUUCUGAGCACCAUGAACAUCACCAGAGACUAGCGGUAUGGAAUGCCGGCAUAGACUCCGCCGGAACACAAGGAUACGUAUUCAAUUCACCGCCGCCGGCGCCGUCGUUGUAUGAGCAGGUGGUCGGUGGACAGAGCCAGUUUUUAUGUUCACAGAGGGGACCCCUUCAGUCCAGCAACACACCUUGGAUUCGUGGUUGGACGGGAGCAUUGCCGGCGACAGCCGCUCAUCCCACCCACCACCAAAGUGAAACCACUUUUUAUCCGUCGCCGCUAUCCGGACUAGACGGAUUCUCCGGUUUCCGUAUUCCUGCCCGAAUCCAAGGUGAAGAAGAGGAGCACGAUGGCAUUUCCGACAAGCUAUCCUCUGCUUCCUCUAACUCUUUCCAUUGACAUUAUUCCUCACAAAUUCCCCCUUUUUGUCUCUCCAAACACUAAAUCAAACUUUGGGUCUUCAUCUUAAUUUUAACACCAUUAUAUUACCUCACUGAUUCAUGAAGAAAAGGGGAGAUAGAUAGAUGGAUCAUUUAUGGUGAGUCUAAUCCAAUGGAGACAACCACAGGAAGAAGAAGAAAUCUGAUCUGAGCAUAGUUUCAGGUUUUUGAAUUCCCUGUUUGCUAUCUGUAUGUGUAUAUCUAUAUUUCAAUUUCUCUAAGUUUGCUAAGCUGUGUUAGAACUGAGCUAUGGAGCAUGUGUUUAUGUUGCCAUUGGCUCACUCUUUGCUUGUUGAAUUUCCCAAUUUCUAAGCCAAGAUUACUACUUGCUUUAAACAGAUCGAUUUUUGUGUUUCCUUGCUGUGAUAUUGAAUGAAUGUAGUGAAUCCUGCUUAGAAACAGAAAUUGUUUUUAGGGUCCUCUUUUCCUUGUAAGAAACAAUCUUGAAAGCCUC